Messenger RNA from Seminavis robusta, 2037 nucleotides. Lineage: Eukaryota; Bacillariophyta; Bacillariophyceae; Naviculales; Naviculaceae. The record is from the annotation of a GenBank genome assembly.
AGCUCGCAUACUGGAUACUUGGUAUUGGCACUGAAGGUGAAGGUGAAACCACCACACAGGGAAACUGCAUCAAAUCAACCACCUCGAGGCUCCAUAAUUUAUUCACUACUCGAGUACUUAGUAUUGCUUAGGCAGUCCUUGCAACAACACCAUGCCUUCCGCCACUCUCCUAUCCUAUUCCUACAGCCAGCAAAAGGCCCUGUUCUGGGCAGGCAAGCCCACAGAUGUGAUCGGAAUCACCGGCUCCGUCUAUCUUUGUUACUGCAUUCUCAAGGACCGUGAUGGUCUGAAGAAGAAAGUUUUCCGGAGGCUGUUCCUUGCACUCGCCCUGGCUCAUAUCAUCUUGGUAUGCAUUCAUGUCCUCAGUACUAUCCCAACACCGCAAGGGUCUUUCUAUGGAUCGCUUGGGAGUAGGCAAAGCUGUAGUGCCAUUGGAUUCCUGAGUCACAUUGCCUAUACAAUGACAAUGGUUUACAAUGGGUCUAUUGGUGUCUACUACUACAUCGUCUUUACGUACAACUGGAGUGAUCAGACGAUCAAGCAAAAGGCUGAGCCAUUUUUCCAUGCAAUGGCCGUCAUCUACCCCGUUCUGGGACCAAUCCUCGGACUAGCCUUUGGAAUGUACAAUGCUGACCCAAUACUGCUCCAGUGCUAUGCAUCCCCAGCUCCACUUGGAUGCGGCGAAUCAGGCGGCAUGGAAUGUGAAAGGGGGCACCGCUUUCGAGGCCUCUUUGUGUGGCUCACUGGGUUUGUCGAGCUGAAUGUGGGAACCGUAAUCAAGCUUGGAGCAGUUGUCAAGAUUAUGAUCACAGUCUUGCUGCAGCAGCGCAGAAACAAGAAGCGAUUCAGGGAAAGCAUUGCUGGGCGUACCAGCACAAUAAACGAACACAGUUUUCACAUCCAGUCACAAAUGCAGGAGAAGAAAAAGAAAAAGAUCAAGAGAACAACUGUGGCAGAGGAGACAUGUUGGCAAAGCUUUUGGUUUCUCUUGAGCUGUUUUGUUCCAUACUGUAUGGGGCUGUUUGUGAAAAUGGUGGAUCUGUACUGGGUCAGGAUCCCUGAAGACCGCAAGGCUCCUGGUUGGCUAUUUGUUCUCACCUUUAUCAGUACCAUCUUGUUUCCCAUGCAAGGGGUCUUCAACACACUUAUCUAUCUACGGCCCAAUUACAUGAGACGCCGGAGGACUCAUGGUGAAAAUGAGAGCGCAUGGGAAUGUGCCAAGGCCACAGUAUACACCUCAGCAGGAUUGGCAUAUGACGACAGCAACAGGGCAGCAACAAGCACGACUGUUACCAGGUAUUUGAGUAGCCGUAUGUCAACCACAGCGGACCAGCGAACCAGCCUCCGUGGUCGCUUCACUUCAUCCAUACGCAGCUUGGGCAAGAAUCUCUCCAUGGAAAUUUCGUCGUCCCACCGGAACAAUACCAUUGCCAACACCAGUACUUCUGGUCGCAACGACAAUAAUCAUAUGAGAUCAGGACAGUCGCCUUCGCUGUCAGAUGACGCGGAGGAGAGUAAGGAGAGUUUUGCAGAGGCUUCCGACGUUGAGUGUGACAGCCAACACCAUACGCAGGGGAACGAUGAGACUGAGGAAACAAGGAGUACAGCUCCACAACAACUGGGAGUAUUACAAGACAUCGGGCAUGGCGAUGACAACGAAUCUGGAGAGGCUUCGACACAACGGCUGUCCUGUUUUAAGGACGAAUUGCCAUCCUUACACGGCGAUGGCCUUGACGCAUCACAAGGAGAAGAUGAAGAAGUAGGGCAGAGAACCUCAGAGGUCCCGCAUGGAAUGGAUCAUGAUUACAAUGGCGACUCCCGGCAACCAGCAGACGGUCAUCUGUCUGGACUCAUUGAUUUUGCAAUGGACGACGACGAUGAUGAUGAUGACUCUUCCGAACCGGCAGAUGGCCAUCUGUCUGGAUUCUUCGAAAACGAAAUGGAGGUAUAAUCCGUGCUGUUGAGCGACUUCAAACAUACUCCAAACGCUUCCGUCAAUACAUCAUAUUCCAAUAAUUAGAUUACAUCUUGUACUUC